This is a messenger RNA of Phycodurus eques (leafy seadragon), 1705 nucleotides long. It is a transcript of the gene hmgcl, whose product is annotated as 3-hydroxy-3-methylglutaryl-CoA lyase. Gene Ontology annotation, biological process: L-leucine catabolic process; ketone body biosynthetic process. Gene Ontology annotation, molecular function: hydroxymethylglutaryl-CoA lyase activity. The record is from RefSeq and is a predicted model, not a curated record. Lineage: Eukaryota; Metazoa; Chordata; Actinopteri; Syngnathiformes; Syngnathidae. The coding region runs from base 367 to 1278 and encodes 303 amino acids. The transcript has 10 exons.
CAGAAGUGCAUUUAGCUCAGCGGCAAUGGGACAUCAGUACCUGUCGUUCAGCUCCGCAGCGAAGUUUCGAUGCUUACAGUCCGCCCACCACGAAGAAGAAGUGGCAAAAACCAACGAAAACGCAGCAAAAACCAACAAAGAAGAACGCGCACAAAGACGUGCUUGUGCCCAACGGUGGUAGCGGCGAACAAAAGUGCGUUUUAACUUUGUUAAAAUGAAUGACCAGUCGCCACAGUGCAACACUUGGAAUAAGAUUAUAUUGUGCAAAAGGAGGCUUUCACGACGUGUAGCGCCUGACAUACUCCGAGCCUCAGCCUACACCGCGCGGAGCUUCAAUGAAGUCCACUCUCAGUCAAUUGGGUUGGCAUGAGAGCAGGUGUAACCCUCCCGGAGAGGGUAAAAAUAGUGGAGGUGGGACCCAGAGAUGGCCUUCAGAAUGAAAAGGCUAUCGUUCCAACAGAAACCAAAAUCCAUUUGAUUGACAUGCUGUCAGAGUCAGGUCUGUCAGUAGUAGAAGCCACCAGCUUUGUAUCACCCAAGUGGGUUCCACAAAUGGCGGACCAGGUGGAGGUGAUGAAGGGGAUCUGUAGGAAACCUGGGGUGUCUUACCCGGUCCUCACUCCCAACCUUAAGGGCUUCCAGGCUGCUGUGAAGGCUGGAGCCUCCGAGGUCGCCAUAUUUGGUGCUGCGUCCGAACUGUUCAGUAAUAAGAAUAUAAACUGCUCAGUGGACGAAAGUUUACGCCGCUUUGACGAGGUCGUGAAAGCAGCGAAAGAGGUUGGCGUGCCAGUAAGAGGCUAUGUGUCUUGUGUUCUUGGCUGCCCAUACGAAGGCAAGGUUCACCCUGAAAAAGUUGCACAUGUAGCAAAGUGUCUGUACUCCAUGGGCUGCUAUGAGAUUUCCCUUGGCGACACUACUGGGGUGGGCACUCCAGGCAGCAUGCAGGAAAUGCUGAUAGCGGUGAGCCGCGAGGUGCCAAUCAACGCCCUGGCGGUGCACUGUCACGACACGUACGGGCAGGCCCUCGCUAAUAUCCUCGUAGCCUUGCAGAUGGGAGUGAGUGUGGUGGACUCUUCUGUUGCUGGGCUGGGCGGUUGCCCCUAUGCACAAGGUGCUUCUGGGAAUGUUGCGACAGAAGAUGUUGUCUACAUGCUUCAUGGACUUGGGAUUCAAACUGGAGUGGACCUCACCAAGCUGAUGGAUGCAGGAGCUUUCAUUUGUCGAAGUCUCAACAAGAAAACUGGUUCUAAAGUGGCACAGGCAGCCUGCAAACUGUAGGAAAGAAUUCAGUUCUGAGGACUUCCCCACUCUGCACUUUCAUCAGCACACAUAAACCCAAAACCAUCAAGUGUUCUCUUGCUCACUCUCAAAUGUUUGUCUGAUACGUCAUCUACCAGUCAUGAGAAUAGGUUGUAUAAUGCUGAUGUGUAAGAAAUUAUCAUCUGUUUCAUUAAAUUCUCACUGUAUGAUAGUGUAGCUCCAACAGUGCCUUGAAUAGAGCCAGUCUAGUUAUACUAACUAUCGAACGAAGCAGUACCUUCCUCCUUUGUUGUAUUUUCAAUGGUACUAUUUUGACUUUAUUCACAGUUACAUCCAAUCGUCGAGUAAAAAUGUGUGAUGGAUCAGCUAACUGUUUAUGAAAUGUUUUGAAUUUCUGAAUUUCUAUUAUUUCAGCUGGCUUUUGAAAUAAAUCUGAAAUUUUGAG